AUGGGUACAAAUGCUGAAUUUAAUCUUCGAUUUACGAAAAAGAUGAUUGAAAAAGAAGCAUCUGCAGCUGAGAAAAAAUAUGAAGCAAGUCGAAAGAAAGCAUUAGGUGCAUUAAAAAAAUCUGGUGAUGUUGAAACAGCUCGUAUUUAUGCUGAAACAGCAAUUCAAAAUCGAACAGCACAUAAUCAAUUUCUUAUAAUGGCUUCACGAAUUGACAGUGUUAUUGCUAAAGUUCAACAAGCAAAUGCUCAAAGUAUUAUGGUUAAAAAUAUGAAACAAGUUAAUAAAAUGUUGGAACAUGUUAAUAAAGAUAUGAAUUCAGCUGAAUUAGCUAAAGUUAUGGAAAAAUUUGAACAAGCAUUUGAAGAUUUUGAUGUUAAAGAGCAAGUUAUGAGUAAUGCAAUGAAUCAAGCCAUGGCAACAAGUACACCUACUGAAGCUGUACAAGAUCUUUUACGUCAAAUAGCUGAUGAAAAUAAUUUGGAUAUUCGUGCUCAACUUGAUGCUAUUCCAACAGUUCAACAUUCAAUAGCAACACCAGCACGACAAGAAGUUGCUGCACAAAGUAGUCGUUUGGCUGCUCUUCGUCAUGCAACAUAA
Molecule: messenger RNA, 600 nt
Organism: Rotaria sp. Silwood2
Lineage: Eukaryota; Metazoa; Rotifera; Eurotatoria; Philodinida; Philodinidae
Source: the annotation of a GenBank genome assembly